Drosophila ananassae is the source of this 2894-nucleotide messenger RNA. It is a transcript of the gene sim, whose product is annotated as protein single-minded. Gene Ontology annotation, biological process: regulation of transcription by RNA polymerase II. Gene Ontology annotation, molecular function: DNA-binding transcription factor activity, RNA polymerase II-specific; protein dimerization activity; RNA polymerase II transcription regulatory region sequence-specific DNA binding. NCBI's taxonomy places the organism in Eukaryota, Metazoa, Arthropoda, Insecta, Diptera, Drosophilidae. Gene Ontology annotation, cellular component: transcription regulator complex; nucleus; cytoplasm. Bases 426 to 2618 code for a protein of 730 amino acids. The transcript has 8 exons. The record is from RefSeq and is a predicted model, not a curated record.
CGCCCGCUCGCUGGUUCAGCUGCGCGUCCACGCCGACUGCCUGCCAAAGUAUCCCAUCCUGGAUAUAUCGUGCCUGAAAGUGAUUAAAAAAUAAUAUUAACAAAUAAAUACAACCAAUAACCAAUAACUAUUUAAAAAACAACAAAAGCCAUUGCUCGAGUGUAGUUAUAGUCCAUUAAACGGGCUCAUUAGAAACAAACCCCAUCCGGUAAAACAUAAAAAUAGCUCGGCCGUAGCACAUUUAAAUUAAUAUUUACCGGAUUCUAUAAGAAAAAUGUGCUAGCAAUUAACAAUCUUCGGUUUAAGCGCGUUAUUUUGUUUGUUGGCCCGCCUAACCGGAGCUUUUCUAAUUAGGAUAUAUCCAAGGUGCGACAAUACCAGCGGCAAAACGGAUAGCUGCCAGAGAUAUAGCCAAAACGUGUGCCAUGAAGGAGAAAAGCAAAAAUGCGGCACGCACGCGACGUGAAAAGGAAAACACGGAAUUCUGCGAAUUGGCCAAAUUACUGCCACUGCCGGCGGCGAUUACUUCGCAACUGGACAAGGCCUCCGUCAUCCGGCUGACCACAUCCUAUUUGAAAAUGCGCCAAGUGUUUCCCGAUGGACUCGGUGAAGCCUGGGGCUCCUCGCCGGCCAUGCAGCGUGGUGCGACCAUCAAGGAACUGGGCUCACAUCUCCUGCAAACACUGGACGGCUUCAUCUUUGUGGUGGCUCCGGAUGGAAAAAUCAUGUACAUUUCGGAAACGGCCUCGGUGCAUUUGGGUCUCAGCCAGGUGGAGCUGACGGGCAACUCGAUAUUCGAGUAUAUACACAGCUACGAUCAGGAUGAGAUGAAUGCCAUUUUGUCGCUGCAUCCGCACAUGCAUCAGCAUCCAGCCGCCUUUCUCAACUCCCUACAGCUCGCUCAGACGCACACGCCCAUCGGCAGUCCCAAUGGCGUCCAGCACCCAUCCGCCUAUGGCCACGAUCGCGGCUCUCACACCAUCGAAAUCGAGAAGACCUUCUUCCUGCGCAUGAAGUGUGUCCUGGCCAAGAGGAAUGCCGGUCUCACCACCUCUGGUUUUAAGGUGAUACACUGUUCUGGCUAUCUCAAGGCUCGCAUCUAUCCCGACUGCGGCGAUGGACAGGGAAGCCUGAUCCAGAAUCUCGGCCUGGUGGCCGUCGGACACUCGCUGCCUUCAUCCGCCAUCACAGAAAUCAAGCUGCACCAGAACAUGUUCAUGUUCCGGGCCAAGCUGGAUAUGAAACUGAUCUUCUUCGAUGCUCGCGUAUCGCAGCUAACAGGAUACGAGCCGCAGGACCUCAUCGAGAAGACACUGUAUCAGUACAUCCACGCCGCGGAUAUAAUGGCUAUGCGCUGUUCCCAUCAAAUCCUGCUGUACAAAGGACAAGUGACCACCAAAUACUACCGCUUCCUGACCAAGGGAGGCGGCUGGGUGUGGGUGCAGUCGUACGCCACCCUAGUCCACAACUCGCGAUCCUCGCGAGAAGUUUUCAUCGUCAGCGUGAACUAUGUGCUGAGCGAACGAGAGGUGAAAGACUUGGUGCUGAACGAGAUUCAGACGGGCGUAGUGAAGCGAGAGCCCAUUUCGCCAGCGGCCCAAGCGGCACAGGCGGCGGCAGCGGCCCAGGCCGCCCAGGCGGCUCAGGUGGUGCCGCCACCCGCCCAGGUGGUGGUGGUGCAGCCGCAAUGCGCCGGUGUGACGGCACCGGGAACGCCGGUGAGCCUGGCUCUCAGUGCGAGUCCCAAACUGGAUCCCUACUUCGAGCCGGAGCUGCCACUGCAGCCACCGAACGCCGUAACGCCCGUGCCCACGAAUAACAACAACAGUAGUAACAACAACGGCGGUGGAGUGUGGCACCACCACCAGUUGCAGCAGCAACAUCAGCAGUCGGCCAGCAUGGAUCAUGACAGCCUGAGUUAUACCCAACUGUAUCCGCCUCUCAACGACUUGGUGGUGAGCUCCAGCAGCUCCGUGGGCGGAGGCACUGCCUCCAGUGCGGGUGGCGGCUCAUCGACGUCCGCCUCGUCCUCCGGAGUGUACUCCACGGAGAUGCAAUACCCAGAUACCACCACGGGAAACCUGUACUAUAACAACAAUAAUCACUAUUAUUAUGAAUACGAUGCGACAGUGGAUGUGGCCACGUCAAUGAUUCGUCCAUUCUCGGCCAACUCCAAUAACAGUUGUUCCAGCAGCUCGGAGAGCGAGCGGCAACUGUCCACCGGGAAUGCCUCGAUUGUGAACGGAACGUCGCCCUCCCAAACAACAUACAGCGAUUUGAGCCACAACUUCGAACUGAGCUACUUUUCCGACAACAGUUCGCAGCAACAGCAACACCAGCAUCAGCAGCAGCAACAUCUACUGGAGCAACAGCAUCUGCAACAGCAGCAGCAACAAAGAUUGCAGACGCAACAGCAGCAACACCAGCAAUACCAACAGCAGCAAUAUGCAAUGCCCCACCAGCAACAGCAGCAGCAACAGCGAGUGGUCAGUGAUUUUGCUGAGAGUUUCAAGAGCGUAAAUGCAGCGGCUGCGGCGGCGGCGGUGGUAGCCACGCCCCAUUACACCAGCGUGAUCGUGGAGCCGCAGCACUAUAUUCCCAACGAUUUUGUGCAUUAGCAGCGACUCUGUUGCUGUUGCAUACGCUGUAGUUGUUUCAAAAACAAUAAAGCACCUCGAAUUCAAGUUGUUGCAAUCCUUCUUCGUAUUGAGUUCUCAGUUCCAAUUGUUAUAUGUGGCUGAGCCACCAACAAACCGCAAAUCGCAAACUUCAAACGGCCCCUUUUCUCAUUAAUUUAUUUCAAAAUAUUCAAGUUUUCCAAAAAAAAUAGCUUGGUUGAAAGUUAAAAAAUGAAAAAUUCACAGGAGAAAAAAACCAAACCUUGUUAACAAAUG